This is a messenger RNA of Trypanosoma conorhini, 1638 nucleotides long. Its product is annotated as putative DnaJ chaperone protein. The transcript has a single exon. The record is from RefSeq and is a predicted model, not a curated record. Bases 1 to 1638 code for a protein of 545 amino acids. NCBI's taxonomy places the organism in Eukaryota, Euglenozoa, Kinetoplastea, Trypanosomatida, Trypanosomatidae.
AUGACGGAUUACUAUCACUGUCUUGGACUCUCACGCGAUGCGACGGGUGAGCAAAUCAGAAGGAACUACCACCAGCUCGCGUUGGAGUUUCAUCCCGACAGGGCAGGAGCCGAGGGGGCGGAGAGGUUCAAGGAAAUACAGUCGGCGUACGAGGUGCUCUCGAACCCCAAAAAGAGGGAAAUAUACGACAAGUUUGGUGCUGCCGCCCUGGACAACCCUUUUUCGGAUGCGCUGAUGGUUCAGAUCGGGGGCUUUGUAAUCUUCUGCGUUAUGGCAGUUUUGGUAUUUAUAUUGGCAUCGAUGGUGGUUGUCUUUACCGCCUUUAUUGUCUCAUACGUUGAUGGUCGACUGGCGGCGCGCGGCGUUGCUACGGUGAACGAUCACAGCCGAAGCUACUGGAAUUAUGUGAAAGUCUUUUCACCGCUAUUUGUCGUUGACAUAAUUGUCGGGGUCCCGGCGUUAAUUGGCCUCAUUGUGGCUAUUGUCAGUUUCCGGAUAGAUGCAUUCUUUUGGACGCUGCUCGUAUUGUCCCUUAUUCUCAUUAGUAUCCUUGUGCCUGUGGCCAAAGACGCAAACGACAAGACAGCUUUGCGUGGUGGCAAUGACUUUUAUUUGUGGCGUCGCUGGCUUGCUCCACUAUACAUUGCGGUGGCAUUGUACACGCUCUUGUGCUUCAUUACAAGGCUUCCGACGCGAAGGCGCUACAAAAGCUUAAAAUCCAACGGAAAUGAGGGGCUGUGGGGAUACAUGAAGCUUUCCUUCUUCUUGGCACUUCUUCGUGGAUUAUCUUUAGCGGCAUUCAGUGCUCUCAUUGCUCUCCGCGCAGAUGAGGUCAUCACGGCAAACUACUUUGUAGUUUUGGCCUUGCCAUUCUACGUCUUUGGGGCCCUGCUGCUACUGGAAGCGGUGGCGUACCAAAUUUCCAUCCAACGGGUGCGAGGGGUUUCGCGAUCGUGUUGCUAUAACUUGGUCAAUUUCACCGCUUUGAGUACUGUUCUUAUUCUUGCCUUGGCCUCCAUUUCCUUGGUGUCCAAGCGGCUAAACGACUUGGACAGUGUUCGUCAUGGGAAUACGGGGAAGGUGAUGUCGCUGGCUUUGGCCCUCGUUCCGGCUUUUGUGCUCCUUGGCUCGCCUUCCUUGCGGUGCUGUUCCUUCUGUGCGCCAUGUGUGGGUUGCGGAUUUCGGUGGGCGCCGGCGGGAGCAACCCUCCCCAGGGUGAAGGAUCGAGGGAAAACGAGGAACAUCAAGAGAGUGAGGCAGUUUCCGGCGGCGAACACGGGCUUGGGCGUGAAAAUGGUGAGAAUGGGCAGGAGAGGAGAAAAUGUGUUCCUCUCCAAGAAAGCCGCAGGGAUGACUGUGGACCCGGUAGCAUGCAGCAUAGGGGGCACGACGCGCCGGCGGGCAGCAACGGCCAGAGCUGCUCGACUCCCCGCCACCAGAGGAGGCUCUCGGAUGUUGACUAAACCCCCCGCCUCCCCCGCUGGACUACAAAGAGGGGGUGGAGGAUGCAAAGGGCAGUGUGAGGUUCUGGGUGGGCAGGGUUGGAGUAGAAGCGAGCAGUCCGUCAUGCCGGUUUUUUUUUUUGCUUUUCUUUGCUGUGUCCUCUUUUCCUCGGUGAUGAUUGCAUGCCAAGGAUGA